CUCUCGAGAACCCAGGCGUCCGACCAUGGAGUCUCCGGACUACACGGUCCCCGGUGCCCCGAACUUCGCGCUCCCCGGCGCGGCCCCGGCCCUCUGGCAUUCUCGGCUGCCGCUGCUCCCCCUGGAGCCGGCUGCCCCUCAGACACGCCCUUGUGGGCUCCAGGGUCGCAGCGUCGGCCCCUGGGGUCCCGCCCCCCGGGCUCACGGCCGCUGGGGGGCCGCGAGCUUGUCCCGGGCUGUUGGGGGCCGAGAGGACUGGCGAGCCUCUACCUUUUUUCUCGACACGGAUGGAGAGAGGGUUGAAGCAGAGGGACCCUGGGUUCCAGGCACACGAAGAAGAGGGUCUGAGAAGUGACGAAUCCCGGGAUGGAGGAGAGAAACAAGUAGGGGCUGGAGGGCUGGGACGCCGGUGCCCCAAGAAGGGCCUAAAAUGCCCCUUUCUCCCCUUAAGGAACAGAGAUAGGGAAGAUGCAACAACUCUUCAGCCUGGAGUUCUUGAGGACGAGAGGGUUCCGGGCCUGGCUUCUGGAGACCUGCCCCCCAGCCCUGUUUUCAAGCUCCCUUCGGGCCCCCCACCCGAAAGGCCUUUUCUUGUCUGGCCAGGCCAGCCAGCUGCCUGUGAGAUGAUGCUGGGGCUCCAGAGACUGUGUGGAUCAGGCCAGGUCGAGGGGGAGGAGAAACUUACAGGAAUAGGUCUCAGGACAGCUUUUUCAGGGUCCAGGCCUUUUGGUUGCCACCAGUGUGGACUGACUGUAGCUUGUCUCCCGGAUCUGAUUCACCACCAGAGUACCCACCCAGGAGAGAAACCGUACAAGUGUCCUGAGUGUGGGAAGGAGUUUCGAAGGGGCUCAGACCUAGUGAAGCACCACCGUGUACACACUGGGGAAAAGCCAUACCCUUGCCCAGACUGUGGCCGUUGCUUCAGCCUUAGCUCCAACUUGAUCCAGCACCGAAGAUCACAUACUGGCCACAGGCCCCACAAAUGCCCUGACUGUGGUGAGGGCUUUGGCCGAAGCUCAGACUUGGUAAAGCACCAAAGGGUCCAUACAGGUGAGAAACCAUAUACUUGUUCUGAGUGUGGCAAGAACUUCAGUGUCAGCUCCAAUCUCAUCCAACACCAGAGAACUCAUACUGGAGAAAAACCAUAUAAAUGUGCAGACUGUGGAAAGAGCUUCAGCCUAAGCUCUAACCUGCUACAGCAUCGGAGAUCACACACUGGGGAAAAGCCCUAUAAGUGUGCUUGGUGUGGGGACAGUUUUGGCCGAAGCUCCUAUCUGCUCAAACAUCAGCGUUCCCACACAGGUGAGAAGCCCUAUAACUGUUGUGAAUGUGGCAAGAGCUUCACUAAUAGCUCUGACUGUCUACGCCAUCAGCGGACCCACAAUGGUGAGAAGCCCUUCAAAUGCCCUGAUUGUGGUAGAGGCUUCAGUGAGCGUUCCCAGUUCACAGAUCAUCAGCGAAUUCACACAGGAGAGAGACCUUAUUCCUGUUCAGACUGUGGCAAGAGCUUCUACCACAGCUCUAAACUUAUCAAGCACCAGCGUUCUCACACAGGAGAAAAGCCUUAUAAGUGUCCUGAAUGUGGCAAAAGCUUUGUGGAUAGUUCAAACCUCCUUCGGCACCGACGGACCCACAUUGGGGAGAAACCAUAUACUUGUAGUAUCUGUGGAAAGGGGUUCAGUCAGAGUUCCCAUCUACUUAUCCACCAGGCAGCCCAUAGUGGUGAAAAGCCUUAUGUUUGCCUUGAUUGUGGGAAGGCUUUUGCCCGAAGUUCUAAUCUGGUCCAGCACCAGAGAACCCAUCAGGGUGGGCGUCCCUAUAAAUAUCCUACCUUUGGUCAGAGUUUUGACCUUGACCCUGACUUUGUUCAGGACCUUGGGAACUCUUCAGGAGCCGACUUUCUCUGACCCUUAGCCAUUAAAAGUGAUAUAGCCCAGGCCAGAUAUAUUCUGGGUCUCACUGGGGGUGUCCUUUAUGUCCUAGAACAUACUUCCUAUUUUGGGGCAGGGACACAGAUUCCGAGUUUCAAAUAUGAAGACUUCCUCCAUUCCUCCUACCCUGUUAGAACUUUCAGUUAAUUGAUGGGCUAGACUUUAAGGACUAGGAAUACAGGGCUAGGAAAAGAAAAGACUGAGGGAACAUCAUAGCUACUUCCAAAAAUUUAAAGGCUUUUAUAUGGAAAAGUCAUUUGAAAUAGCUCCUGGUGGCAGAACUAAGCCCAAUGAGGAGUUAAUUAAAGCUAUCUGUUUUUACAGUGGGUCUGAGGUAGUUAGUGAGAGCUUUAAUUUCCUGUUAGCUUUAAUUUCCUGUUACCUUCUCUAAGCAGAGGCUAGAUGACCAUCUGGAAUAUCAUAGUGGAUUUCAUUCCACUAGAAUGGAGGUUGGAAUAGAUUACCUAUAAGGUCUUUUUUCUGAUUUCAUGCUCUAUGAUUCUGUUACUAAGGCUUUGGCAGGGUUUUUAGGACACAUUUAGGCCUAAGCUAAGAUGUCAGGAGUCUUCACUGAUGCUAUGGGAAGGAGCUCUCUGUCAUAGAAGGGAUUAGAUUGAUACUCAGGCCCAACUACAGAGGGCAAAAAACGAGUGGGAUAGUUCUCAAGUGCUCAGCACCUGAGCCUUUAAAGCUUCGAUAUUCUUGGAUUCAAGGGAAGAUGGGUAACUGAAGGUUCCUCUGUUGUAUUGGCCCUUAGCCAAACUACAUGAAAUUUGUUUUCACUAGCCUUAUUGACCUUUCAGAGUUCUUAGGUUGCUACCCACUCACAAAAAGAUGUUUAUAUAUAUAUAUUUGCUUCAUCACAUUCAGAUGUUGAACAUUUUGUGUUCUAUUUCCAAGGAAUAGUUGUAGAGCCUUGGGAAGAGUAGUGUUUAAAUCAGAGGGAUGAAUUGCUAAUGAUGAAAUAUAAUCUAGCAAUGAGAUAUUUGGGGACUUAGUGGAGGACCAUUUGCAGACCUUCCCAAGGAACAGUGUUUCCAGUCACAGAUCCAGCCUAUCGCUAUUUCUUGAUAUUAAUACUCCCUCCCCCCCCCUCCCCCCCAAUUUGCCCAAUGUAAAAGUCUUGAGAAAUUCAAGGGCUGGUGGUACUGAGGCUGAUUAUGUUCUUCCAUCGAUCUCCAUAGAGACUGCCCUGGGAGGUCUGGAGUGAAUAUGAUAGUUCUGGGCUGUUGCCCUGGUAUAAGGAGAAGAGGCCCUGGGAUCUUUGGAUUUGGGGAGGAUUUUGAUUUGGCCUUUGGCAGUGUUUGAAUGUUUUGGUUCACAGAGCAUAUACGUUGGUUCCCCAAUAAAGAUGAUAUCUGUGACUGAUUAUUCUUGCUUCAAAUUCACUCAUCCAUCUUAUUUUUCUCUAGAGGCUUUUCCCUGUACUCCAACAAAAUGGGUUAGUGGGGCAGGAUAUCAGUGAAGUUAGAGACUCACUUCUGUCAAAUAUUCUUCCUCUGGCCUCAGUGGGUAUCUCUUUCUAAGGCAAGAAAAAGGGUAUUUGUGGUGACUGCUAUUCCCCUGUCUCCCAACCUCUGUAAGAGCCUUCUAAACCGUAGAAGUUCCACUUACAUUAUUUGGCAUUUCCUCCCAGGAGUUCAGAAGGAAGGAGUGUUGUCUCCAUUAUAUAGUUGGGGAAGCUAGUGCUGUUUUCUCAGAUGGUAUUUGGACAGGUCCAAAUCUCCACUGAAGGGUAGAGUUCUAGAAAGAACACUAGAUUGGGAGUCUGACCAGAAUUCUAGUCUCUAUCUGACAUUAAAGAAGUCUCCCAUUUAACAGAUAAGGAAACUGAAGGAUCUAUUUUGGAUGUUAAUGGGCAUUAACUGAAAAGCAUAAAGUGCUAUACAUGUAUAAUGGAUUAAUCUUGUUUGUACAACACUGUAGCAUACUAUAUAUAGUAUUUUGCAUAUGUCACAUAUGGUAGCAUAUAUCACAAUAUAUUUUCUCAGGACAGAUAUUCUUUAUUUUGUAGAAAUAUGGGUACUGCCAGAAUGGUUGGGAAGACCAAAAUUUAAGGAAAAGAAAAAUGUUUGGGACGGGGAUGAUUUAAUUUUGAAAAUAAAAUAAAAUUGUAAACAGGA
Messenger RNA from Monodelphis domestica (gray short-tailed opossum), 4054 nucleotides. RefSeq lists its product as uncharacterized. The record is from RefSeq and is a predicted model, not a curated record. Gene Ontology annotation, biological process: regulation of transcription by RNA polymerase II. NCBI's taxonomy places the organism in Eukaryota, Metazoa, Chordata, Mammalia, Didelphimorphia, Didelphidae. Gene Ontology annotation, cellular component: nucleus. Gene Ontology annotation, molecular function: RNA polymerase II cis-regulatory region sequence-specific DNA binding; DNA-binding transcription activator activity, RNA polymerase II-specific.